Neolamprologus brichardi is the source of this 1599-nucleotide messenger RNA. The record is from RefSeq and is a predicted model, not a curated record. NCBI's taxonomy places the organism in Eukaryota, Metazoa, Chordata, Actinopteri, Cichliformes, Cichlidae.
AUGCUAAUUCUGGAAACUGCACCGGGACAGUUUGUCUUCAUUUUGUUUCAACUUUCCGCUUUCUUUUUUGCUCUUUUCCUUUUUGUAUGUUGCUGUCAUUCUGGCAGACUGCAAGAAGAGAUUCACCAGAAGGAAGAAGCUGAGAACAACCUGUCUGCUUUCAGAUCUGAUGUGGACAGUGCCACUCUCGCUAGGCUGGACCUGGAGAGACGUAUUGAGAGUCUGCAAGAAGAGAUUGCCUUCCUCAAGAAGAUUCAUGAAGAGGAAAUCCGUGAGCUGCAGAGCCAGAUUCAGGACACUCAGGUGCAGAUCCAGAUGGAUAUGUCUAAGCCCGACCUCACUGCUGCUCUGAGGGACAUCCGCAUGCAGUACGAAGCCAUUGCUGCCAAAAACAUUGCAGAGGCUGAAGAAUGGUACAAGUCUAAGGUGUCUGAUCUGAACCAGGCCGUGAACAAGAACAAUGAUGCACUGCGUCAGGCCAAGCAGGAAACCAUGGAAUUCAGACACCAGAUCCAGUCCUACACUUGCGAGAUUGACUCACUGAAGGGCACUAAUGAGUCUCUGCUGCGCCAGAUGAGAGACAUGGAGGAUCGCAUGGCCCGCGAGGCUACUGGUUACCAAGAUACCAUUGCACGGCUCGAGGAAGAUAUUGCUAAGAUGAAAGAUGAUAUGGCCCGCCACCUGAGGGAGUACCAGGACCUCCUCAAUGUGAAGAUGGCCCUUGAUAUUGAAAUUGCCACCUACCGCAAGCUGCUGGAAGGAGAGGAGAGCAGAAUCACUACCACCAUACCUGUCCAGUCUGCUUAUUCUUCCAUUGGAUUCAGAGAGACCAGUCCUGAGUCCCAGCAUCAGCGCUCAUCAGAGGUUCACUCCAAGAAGACUGUUGUCAUCAAGACCAUUGAGACCCGCGAUGGAGAGGUUGUCAGUGAGUCGACACAGCACCAGCAAGACAUCAUGUAAACAAGAAGAAACAACGUCACCAAUAAUGAAAUCUUUUCCUAUUAGAAUUACAAUGAUUAAUAAGCUGUGCCUACUUUUAGAUACAAAAUGCUGACCAUUUUAUGUAACCAGUCAUGGAAGUGAAAUUUAACCACUGUACAUCCAUACAUAAAUUACUUUAAGCGUCACAGGAAAGACGCAGUGUAGAGGCACAAUGCCUUCAGCCUUGUUUUAAAUGAAGGGCAUUCCAGGAUGUUUUUCUUUAUUUGUGUUACUUUUCGCUGCAAACAAAAGUAUCUUGCAUCUAUCUUGUCUGCAAAAAUAUUUUAGUGGUAAGAGUAAUGUUUCAAAUGAAUACAGCUCGUACUGCCGAAUUAUCCCAUCAUCCGCUGUAAGAAUCAAUGGCAGAUAAAUUUCACUGUGUGUAUUUCAGGAUUUUUACAUGUGUAUGCACAUCGAUUGAUUAAGAUAGGCUAUCUCUGUAACGGAUUCAAGGAAAGUGAGAUGUUGGUUUGAAAAGGGAGCUCAGUUGUGUUUUGACCUUUGAGCUCUCCAGCAUGUGCUACGUGUCUGAUGGUAUGUGUAUGAGUAACCAUGGUAUCCUCCUUCGCUCUGACAAAAACUCAAAUAAAAGAUUUCACUUGCUGGGCAGAAAGUUUA